Molecule: messenger RNA, 4397 nt
Organism: Schistosoma bovis
Lineage: Eukaryota; Metazoa; Platyhelminthes; Trematoda; Strigeidida; Schistosomatidae
Source: the annotation of a GenBank genome assembly
AUGUCUUCUAAUUCCGAGUUUUCAUCAGUCGUGUUGUUGCUGUGUUCACUUGUCUGUUGCUGUGUUCAUGCGCAGUUGGAUGAUGCGAUGAGGAAUGAGUUGUUAGCUCUUCACAAUAAGGCAAGACAAUCUGUUCAAUAUGGUCAGCUUGUUGGGCAACCGAUAGCAGUCUCCAUAAAACCACUGAAAUGGAAUGUGGAAUUGGAAGCGAAAGCACAAAUUCUGUCUGAUCAAUGUCGUGUUGGACAUGAUACAAAUGAUGAUCGUAAAAUACCGGCAUUCCAAUAUGUUGGACAGAAUUGGGCCGGUGCGAAAGACAUAAACACCGGAUUCCAAUUAUGGUUGGAUGAAUACAAGAAUUACGACUUCUACACAAGAACAUGUCGUAUGGGUCAGUGUGGUCAUUAUACUCAGAAAUGGAAUGUGGAAUUGGAAGCGAAAGCACAAAUUCUGUCUGAUCAAUGUCGUGUUGGACAUGAUACAAAUGAUGAUCGUAAAAUACCGGCAUUCCAAUAUGUUGGACAGAAUUGGGCCGGUGCGAAAGACAUAAACACCGGAUUCCAAUUAUGGUUGGAUGAAUACAAGAAUUACGACUUCUACACGAGAACAUGUCGUAUGGGUCAGUGUGGUCAUUAUACUCAGAAAUGGAAUGUGGAAUUGGAAGCGAAAGCACAAAUUCUGUCUGAUCAAUGUCGUGUUGGACAUGAUACAAAUGCUGACCGUAAAAUACCGGCAUUCCAAUAUGUUGGACAGAAUUGGGCCGGUGCGAAAGACAUAAACACCGGAUUCCAAUUAUGGUUGGAUGAAUACAAGAAUUACGACUUCUACACAAGAACAUGUCGUAUGGGUCAGUGUGGUCAUUAUACUCAGAAAUGGAAUGUGGAAUUGGAAGCGAAAGCACAAAUUCUGUCUGAUCAAUGUCGUGUUGGACAUGAUACAAAUGCUGACCGUAAAAUACCGGCAUUCCAAUAUGUUGGACAGAAUUGGGCCGGUGCGAAAGACAUAAACACCGGAUUCCAAUUAUGGUUGGAUGAAUACAAGAAUUACGACUUCUACACAAGAACAUGUCGUAUGGGUCAGUGUGGUCAUUAUACUCAGACUGGAUAUUUAGUCUCAUUUUCAAAAGUUGCCUCAAAUAAUUUGCAAAUGGAGUUAAUGACAGAACGUUAUUUUCAAAGACCACUACGACUGAGUCACAGUGCAUCAAAUUUACCAGAUAUUUUGCAAUAUACAAGAUCAGGAUCUUCAGGAAGAUUUGAUGAUAUAACAGAAGGCAGUUAUCCAGCUAUUUAUACGCACAGGAAUAUCAGAUCAUUUGCACCCUGGCGCCCCAAGUCUCAUUUUUCCCCGGACCGAUUAUCUUAUUUUAAUGAUGACAAGUCAGCAAAAUCACUGGGUCCCAUUGUCAAUGUUACUGGAGAUUCGCUAGGUUUACAUGAACUGGAGGGUUUAAGAAUUCCUUCUAUAUACUCAGCUGCACGCAACGCUUUAUACACAAGAUAUACGCCUGCCGACUGGACUAAGGGUAACUUUACUCGGCUGUCAAACUCAGAGCAGGCAAUGAAGAGAGCUGAACAUAUAAGAGGAAAUGGAGAACGUUUGGGAGUUGAAGCAGAUGACAGAAUUAAACGAGCACAACAGGAAGUUGGCAGACUACUUGGUCAAAGAAUUAAUGAUAUCAAUUAUAUGAAACAUGAAUUAAAUAACGAAAUUGAUGCACUUAUUAAUGAAAUGAAUAAAUUAAAUGAAUCUAAACGAAUUGCUGAAAAAGCAUUCGCUGAAAUUGAAAAUCCAUUACAUAUUACACAAGAAUGUUUAUAUCAUCGGGAAAAACGUCAAUCUACUGACCUUGUACAUGAUCAACCAGAAAAAGCACUUUUAAAAGAAAUUGAUGGAGUAAAAGUUUGUCAAGAACAAAUUAAAAAUAUUAUAAAUCGUGCUACAGCACAAUUAAGUUUAUGUCGUAGUGUUCAACAUGAAUUAGAACAAGAUAGUUCAGAUAAAUUUAGAGCAUUACAAUUGGAUCAAUUAGCUCAUCAAUUACGUAAUUCAUCGGCUAAUAUUGCACUAUAUGGUGAUAUUGAGAAAUUAGAAAAAUGGAUGAGUGUACCGGAAAAAUGGGCUGAACACACAAGCGCUAAUUUAAAACGUUCUCAAGCUGAACGUGCAGCAAGUCGAUCUAUUCGUGAAGCAAUUGAACAUUGUUUAGGAGCAACAUUCAGUAGAAUACGUGAUUUAUGGUCUUCAACUAAUGCAUGUUUAUCUCAACGUAUACAAGAAACAAUGGAAGCUAAGAAUAGAAUACAAGUUCAAUUAGAAAAAAUUAAUCAAGAAUUAUUUGAUGUUGAGAAGAAUAUGGAAUAUUUAAAAAGAUGUAUAGCUGAUAAACAAGCACCACUGAAAGUGGCUAGAACAAGAUUGGAUUUACGUAAUCGACGUCCAAAUAUUGAAUUAUGUCAUGAUGAUCCACAUGAAAGAUUAUUACGUGAAAUAGCAGAAUUACAAGAAUCAAUUGAUCAACUUGUCAGUCAAUUAACAGAUAUACAAACAGCACAUCAAGAUUUAUUAAAUAAUAAAAGUCGUUUAGAAAUGGAUUUAUCUAUUAAAGCUAAUAGUAUAUAUAUUGAUCGUGAAAAAUGUUUAGGUUUACGUAAAACAUUUCCAAUGAAUCCUUCUUUAAUUGCACCAGUUUAAUGUAUAAUAUACUUUUUUCUUUCUUUCUCUUUCUUGUUUCUAAGAAAAAAAAUGAGACAUAAAAAAAAGAAAAUACUAGUAACUAUUGCUUAUUAUAGACAAGACGUUCUUUUUUGUUUUCUUAAUGUUACAGUCUUUUUUUAAUUCUAUAUUAUUUAUAAAUAGUUAUAAAUAGUUACUAAGUCUAUUCUAAUAAUAGUAAUGGUAAUAAAAAAUGAUACACCCCGAAAUUUUACUAACCAACUACCACCCACUUAAUCAAUUCCGCACUAUCUUUUUUUCUCAAUCUUUAUUGAUUAGUUGAUUAGUAGUAACAUGAUAAAUUAUAUCUGUGUAUGUAUUUUACUACAUGAAUGUACUCAUAUUUAUUUGUUGUACUAUUUAUUGUAACUCAUGAAUGAUCCAUGUUUCCGUUAGUUCUAGGGAAUUUAAAGAAUAUAACAGACGGAUUGAAGAAUACAUUUACAAACAUAUACGUACAUACACACACAUACAUACAUUGAUCUGUAAAAAAAAUAAUAAGUAAUUGUGUUCAAAUAUACGUCAAUCCAUAUAGUAACUGUUGAUCAUAUGUAGUUUUAUAUAAUUGAAAAAACAUUUCAGAAAAUUCUCUUCAUUUAUUUGUUUUACUAUUUUUAUUACAACCAUUUUUGUUUUCUAAAAACAAAUUAACACUUUUCAUCGCUUUCUUCAUGAAUUUUAUUUGAAUUCAUGUUGUUAACAUUCAAUUACUUUUUAUGAAUCUAAUAUUUUAUAAUUCUGUAAUCAUCAUUAUUAUUACUAUGAUUAUUAUCAGUAGUUUUAGUAGUAUAGUUUGUGUUAUAUAAUUCAUUGUUUGUUUUGUUUUUUAUUUUUCUCUUAUUCAAUAUAAUAAUAUAAUACAACACCGGCACAACUGUGAUAAUUGUACAAAAUAAUUAUAAAUAACCAAUAUAACAAACAACAUUAUUGAUCGUGACAUGAAUAUUAAAAAAAAAUAUUGAAAAAAAAUUGAUAAUAUUGAUUAUUGAUUCAUUAUAAUAUUGAUUUAUCAAUGAAUUAACUAAUCAGGUUAUAAAGUAUUGUAUGUUAUAUCUAUUCUUUACAAUUUCCUUUUACUUUUAUAUUGAUUUAGUUUUGAUUAGUGAUAAUAUGUAUUGAUGUUGGAUAUCCAUGAACUCACUAUAUUGUUUUGUUUGUUUUGUUUUGUUUUUAAUUUUAAUUCUUUCAUGAAUGUAUUCAUGUCAUGCCGUCGGCCUUGACAACAAAAACUAUUUUAAAUAUAUACGUAUAUAUAUAUAUCUUUGUCGAUUUGACAAAUCAUGUCUUUCUUAUUAUUAUUAUUAUUAUUAUUAUUAUUACAAGUAAUAGUACUAUUGUUAGUACUUACAAUUGUGUGAACUGAAUAGUCAUUAAAUAAUUAACAAUCUAUAUAGAUACAUAUCAUUAAAUGUAAUAAUGAUUAUUACAAUUAGUUUAAUUGUUUUCAUUUCUAGAAACUAAGCACUUUAAUUAAUUAAUUAACUUUAUCAAUAAAAAUUAAUUAAAAUUAUAUAUAAUAAAGGAAAUGGUUGUAUAGUUUUGAAUAAGUAAAACACCAUAAUGAGGUUAUAUUGAAUAUUUUCAAUAAUUUAGUAAAGUGUUAUGUUGAGUAAGAUUGAUCACUUUCUAUUUAUUCAGGAGAUUAAUAUUACAUAUAAGAGUGUGAUUUUUAUCAUUUGAAG